Messenger RNA from Drosophila innubila, 4393 nucleotides. RefSeq names its product pneumococcal serine-rich repeat protein (gene Sap130). NCBI's taxonomy places the organism in Eukaryota, Metazoa, Arthropoda, Insecta, Diptera, Drosophilidae. The record is from RefSeq and is a predicted model, not a curated record. The coding region runs from base 192 to 4163 and encodes 1323 amino acids. Gene Ontology annotation, cellular component: Sin3-type complex. Gene Ontology annotation, biological process: negative regulation of transcription by RNA polymerase II. The transcript is spliced from 10 exons.
UCAACCAUAAAAAAGCUAAGCUGGCAACAGUGGUUUACAGCGAUAUGCAUACGUCUCUCGAAAAACGCAUUACAAUUGUUAAAAUAAACAGAAGUGUACACAAAAAAUAGUGAAAAUCGUGAAUUGUACAUAUAGUACAAUAACUAAAAACAAGUAUUUUUAUCAAUAAAUACACUGCGUUCUUAGACGGUAUGAGUGCGUCGAGUGAAGGUGGAGCGGGCGGUGCGGUGGGUGGAGGAGCUGGUGGUACAGCUACGACAACGGCGCCAGGGCAUUCCACAGUGGCCGCCAAAAUCACGCACGUAAAGGCGGACGGCGGCAUUUCAAUAAGCGGCACGCCCAUCCUAAGCGGUGGCACAAUUAAAGUCGCCACCGCCGGCAAUUCGGUUCAAACAUCGCUCGGCGGCACACCGAUAUCCCUGAACACGGGACAAGCAACAACAGCAGCCUCGAUCCGAGCCAUUGGAGCAGGCGGUCAAUCCACCCAGGUGCGUGUCGUCAUGCCGAUGAUAAAGCAACUGGAGAAUGUUACCGCCACGGGUCGCACCCAAAUCACAGCCAUACCAGCGGCUCCAGCACGCAGUGUCUCUAAUGCAUCGAUUACAGUCACCAGGCCGGUGACCCAGGCCACCUACUUGCCACGGGCCAGCGUCACGGCCACACAGAUGGGCGGAGUGGGAGUCGGAGUGGCUGGUGCACAACGUCUGGUCACUCCAUUGCGUGCCACAUCCACGGCCAGUGUCGGUCCAGCGGCACCUACGGGUCUCAGCAGCACGGGAAGCUUCGUUCGCACCUCGCAACCAUCGACGGUUAUUUCGUCCGCCAACAGCGCCGCUGCAGCCGCCUGGAUGCAGAGUCCCACUGGUCAGGUGCAGUUAAUACGGGCCAUUCAUCAGCCCCGGCAAAGGAUCAUCACCACAUCGGCAGGUGUGAGCAGCGCAAGUGUUUCCACCACAGCCACGCCUAUCCAGACGCCCACAGCGCUUUCCGUUACCGCUGCACAGCCAAUGCCUCCACAGCAAUCGGGUCCCACGGGUGUUCCUCAAGCUUAUGUGGCCACCGUGCUGCCUCCACGACAGCAUCAGGCGACACUUGUCUACUCCUCCAAUGUAUCAGCUGCCGGCUCGCCCAACACAAAUCCCAAUGCUGGUCCACAGUUUAAUCCACGCUUUGCCGUUGCCACACCUCUGGGCAGCGCCACAAAUGCUGGUGGCAUUGCAACCACAACUCCUGGUGGCACCACCGUAACACCACGUCAGGUGCGUCCCAUACCGCUUGGAAAGAGUUUCUCCACCGCCAAGCUGAACACCACAAGCAUCAGCAUUCGUGCCCCCAGCAUACCACAACUCAGCUCCAGCGUUGCACCACCCACACCGGUGAGUGUCUCCGGUGGCGUGACAGUCGCAGGUCGUGGUCCUGUCGGCGCUGGUGGUUCAGCCAACGUUGCUCCCGUCGCCCUAACCGCCAAUCUGCCCACCACUCGCAUUAUUCAACUCCAACAGCCGGCAACUGGCGGUGCCCAGCAAAUAAUUGGCUCCGCUGCCCGCCUGGCCGGGAAUGUCAUGCUUCAGCCCUUUCUCAUGAGCACCAGCGCUGCUGCUAAAAUGGGAAUACGACCGCCGGUGACGAUGACCGCAAAGGUGCAACCCUCGUUGACCAUCACUCAACUGAAUCCAAUUAACAAACUGUCGGCGGCAGGCGGGGCAGGUGGACCCACAAUGACGCCACAGGGCGUGGCAAGCAUCCAGGCUGUGCCGAGUGUUACGGCCAGUGUGACGAGCAGUUCGGUGCCAACUGUGGGCACAACAGGAGCAGGAUCAGCGACAGGUGGCGCCACAGUGCUGCCAUUGACCCUGGGAGCACGUGGUGGACCCGCCAGCAGCAUCUUGACGGGCACACUGACUCCUAUUAAGAACGCCAGCGGCAUUACUGUGGGCAAAAUGAUGAUGACGCAAUCGGCUGGCAUCGAGACGGGAUCGGGUGGUGGCUUACCACCCGGUGGCACACCCACCAAUGUAUUUAUUCAGCAACGCGGUGGCGGAGGCGGUGGCGUUAGUGUCUCAGCAGCGACAGGCACAUCUGUGGCCACAUCCUCAGCGGGAGCAUCCUUCCUUCCACCGGGCAGCUCUGCCAUCUACUACGAAUCGAUGCCGGCCUCAACGGGCGUCCUAUCACUGACCACGACAACGGUGACGCAGAGCACACAUACCCAUGGACAGACGCAGGCUCAGGUGCAGGCACAGGCCCAAUUGGUGAGCAGCGGGGGAAGCAGUCUAUCCGUCUCCUCGUUACCUUUUGCCAGCCAUGCGCAGUCAGUUGGAUCAGCUGGAGGUGGUUCCACGGCCACUUUUACAGUGCUGCCUUCGUCAGCUGGAGCAGGUGGCAGUCGCACCAUUGGACAUCAGCAGCUCAUCAUACCAGCGGGAGCUGCUCAUGGAAGCGGAGCACCGCCUCAACAUAUGGUCAUACCAUUGCACACAUCCGUCAAGGUGACAACGGGCGCUGCACCAACAACAACGGGCGGUGGCGCCACAGUCAGUGCACUGCCCAUGUCGGUUCCUGUGCCAGUGGCAGCCAACACACUAGUGUCCAACUUUAUGCGUAAACGCGACGCAGAAGGAUCACCUAUACGGGGUGUCAAGAAUCUGGCGCCCACUCUGCUCUCCAUGAGCAGCAACCCCAACUCCACGGCUUCGGGUGCGAGUGUGACAGCUGUAAAUCUAGCUGGUGGCUCCGCCUUCAAUUUACAGCCAGUUUCGGUGGCAGCAGCACCACCACAACCAUCCACCACGACUGUGAGCUCGGCGCUGACUGUGGAGGCAUUAGCCAAAAAGGAAAGAGAGCGUGCCAGUUCCGCCAUUGUGGGUGCAACAGCUGGUGCAUCCUCUGCAUCCACCGCAUCGGCAUCGACAACUGCGGGCAGCAUUGUCAGCACUAGAAAUAUGCGUGCCGAAUCGCCGGCUUCCUCUGAUGGAUCCACCACAGUGUCGGCAAACUCUUCGCCUGGUGUGGAUCAACAGAUCCAGGACAGCAACAUGAGCGUUAAUCGCAUGGGAGAUGACGCAAGCGGAGCCAAUGCUCGUGACAAUGCUACACACUUUAAUCCAAUCAACGAGCUUUACGCAUCGCAUUCAUCAACGCUGGCGCAGAACGUGACGCAUGCCGCACUGGGAACACGUGUGGGCAGCGCAUUUGUGGAUGUAUCACAGCAAGCGGGUGCACAUCAUGGGGCAACACCAGGACAGGUGCAACAGACGCGCAUGAAUGGCACCAGCGGCAGCAGCAGCAGCUACGAUGGCUUGGCACGCAAGAAACCGCGACGAUCCACCAACGACAGUCAACACUCGAAUCAGAGUCAGGCGUCGUUAUCGCUGUCGCUGCCACCGCCAACGGGCAGCGUGAGUAGUCACAGCAGCACCACCACACAGGAGGCGGCAUCGAUGUUCCUGCAACACCAACACCAACAACAACAACAGCAGCAACAACAACAGCAGCAACAACAACAGCAGCAGCAAAAUCAGCAGCUGCCACAUCCGCAGCUUAACAAUGGUGGACUGCUCCUAACCGCAGCUGGCAGUGUUGCCGUUGGCACUACGAACACGGCCAGUGUUCCUGGCGAUGUCAACAAUCAUCGCCUGGUUGGCAGCGCUGCUCCUGCCGUUGCCGGCAACAAGGAGAAUGCCAAUCCUGUCGACUUUGUGCUCCGACGUCCACGGAAUUGUGCGCUGCUCAAUACAUAUAAGCCAACUCACAAGCUGGCCAACAAUCAUUUCCAUCGAUACACGGAUGUAAAGCCGCGCGAGGAGCGACGUGCUACAGUUAUUGAUCUGGCCAAUCAACCAAAUGUUCAGGGCAAAAUCAGCGGCUGGAAGCUAUAUCAUUUACGCUCACAAAUGGAGGAUCUAAAUGAUUCGGAAAUGGUUAGUUUGGGUCAGCUGGAAACCAUGUUGAAAGAGCUUGAAAAGGACAAGGAGGCGCAUGGUGAAAUCGAGCGUGUCAGUGAGCUUCUAAAGGGCAACAUACAACGCAGCAAGAUUAUUACCGAUGGCAUCAACGAGGCACAGAAUCAAUUGAUGAAGAUCUUUGAUCAUAAACCUCACGUCUCGGACAUUAUCAAUCGAUUGCAAUCGAAACGCAAUUUCAAGAAACGUGAAAAGCUAUAAAAAACGGAUGAAAACACUUUAGCAAAAAAUGUGUAAAAUGUAAAGCAAAUCGAAGCAUUCAACAACACGUUGAGCCUUUAGGUAUAGACUUGAUGUAUUUGAUAGGGAUUGUAUAUUGCUUAACCUUAACUAUGUAUGUCAUUAGUUUAAAAUUAGUCUAAUAAUUUUAACAUUUGUAAGAUACAACUUUACAAAUACCAAACACCACAAAAAAAAAAAACAAAACAAAA